Messenger RNA from Phascolarctos cinereus (koala), 2767 nucleotides. It is a transcript of the gene CUNH3orf38, whose product is annotated as chromosome unknown C3orf38 homolog. NCBI's taxonomy places the organism in Eukaryota, Metazoa, Chordata, Mammalia, Diprotodontia, Phascolarctidae. The record is from RefSeq and is a predicted model, not a curated record.
CUUCCAAAUGCAAGAAUCCCUUGAAAUUUAUACACCAGUCAUAGUGGUGUGCAGGUAGAUGUUUUAACAACUAGGUCACCGAAAAAAACGUUCACAGGCACGACACACUUUUAGGUUUAAUCUGCAAUGAUUAACAUUUUCUCCAUCCCUCUCUCGGGUCCAGUCACCAAAACAAAGAAUCAAGCCCAGGUUUGUAGCUUUUGCCUGAUUUCUGAAAAUUUAACAAGACAGGAGUUGGCUGCGGCACACCCGAACCCCCCCUUAAGAACCCAUAGUCUUCACACACACACGUACGUUAUGUGUUAUAAAUACAUGUGUAUGUCUAUACAUUGGGGAAAUGUCCACUCUCCCAUGGGCAUUUAGGACACGUGAUCGGUCAAACUCUCGUCCUGGGCUCUGGGGUGAAAAAGCGAGGAAGCGAGCACAGGACCGGAAGGACCGCAACACACGCAGACAUGUAGAGUCCAACCAGACUCUCGCUCCCGUACGUACAUCUCUGACGUCGCUUACAUUUCCAUCCGGAACAGUUUAUUGCUUCUGUCAAUGUCGCACUUCCUGCGCAAAGGGUCCCAAACAAUCCGUGUGUACUCCUGGGCCAUGGGGACAGCCCCAAGUUUAAUAAAUUGAGGUGGGGGGGCCUUCUCAUCCGGAACUUCGAAUUAAGAUCUCAUGUCUCUGGGAGGACAUCAUUAACUGACGUUCCACACCGCUCCGCGCAUGGCCUAUGUGGGGAAGGACUUCUGCGCAUGGCGCGGAGGGAGGGGAAGAGAGGGGAAACGAGGAAGCGCUUCCGGUUGCAGUGGCUAAGGCGGCUGCCGGGGCGGCGGUAUCUCUCCCCACCCCCUGCCCAGGGAUCAACAUGUCGGGGCUCAACAAGAUGGAGCUGGAGGGCUGUCGUGACCUGUUAGGCCUAAUGGAAACUUCCGAAAUCUUCGCGCUGUGCGACACCAUCACCAACCGCCUGGUUCAGCCCCAGGACCGCCAAGAUGCCAUUCGUGCAGUAUUAGCUUAUAGUCAAAGUGCUGAAGAACUUCUGAAGAGAAAAAAAGUAUACAGAGAAAUCAUAUUUAAGUAUCUAGCAAUGAAAGGAGUUAUUGUGCCUCCAGGUUCUGAAAAGCACAGUCUUAUUCAAUAUGCAAAAAAUCACUGGAACAAGCCAGAGUUGAAGGUGGUGGAGGAAACAGUGGAGAGCGUUCCAAAUACAGAAGACACCAUACUAUUUGAACAAGAAAAAAAAGAGAAAAAACAUGAACAAUUUGAUGAUUGUUACAAGUUAGGAGAAGAAUUCUGCCAGUGGUUCUUUGAGCUUCUCAACUCUCAGAAUCCUUUCUUUGGACCACCCCUAGAAAAAUGGGGACCACAGCACUUCUGGGAUGACGUCAAGCUAAAAUUUUGUUAUAACACAUCAGAACAAAGUGUGAUAGACUAUCAUGGUUCAGAACUGGUGAGCCUUCGUUUACUGUCUCUGGUAAAAGAAGAGUUUCUGUUUCUUAAUCCCAACUUAGAUUGCAGUGGACUGAAGUGUGUAUCCUCUCCACAUGGAUUAGUUAUAGUCGCAGUUGCUGGCACUGUCCACCGAGGCAAUAUGUGUUUAGGCAUCUUUGAACAAGUAUUUGGACUCAUCCGUAGCCCUUUUCUAGUAAACACUUGGAAAAUAAAAUUUAUCAAUCUGAGGAUUGUUGGACAGAAUUCCCUUGAACCUGGAAUGACAUUGGAGAAACCUUCAAUUACACUGGAAUCCAAUGAAUUAGAGUCCUUAUAUAAUGGAAAUGGAACAUGUAGUAGAAUUGAAGCAUUAGUUACUGAAACCCCUGUUUUGUAUGGUGGAAGUGGAAACCAGGCAUUGUGUCAUGAAAAUGAGGCAUCACUUAACACGUGUGAAUUGGAAAUACCUAAUCCUCCAAAACACUGAGCACUGUAUGUCAAAUUAAAAAACGUUUUUUAUUCAGAACCUCUUCAGCUUACGCUGUACCAGUAUUGCUCAGAUGAUUUCAGGCUUGCAGGGUUGGCAUGUUUCAGUUUAGAUACUUUUGUUGACGAGAAACUAAAAUUUUAUGUCAAUGCUUAUCUCUUUCCAUUUCAGUUUUGGCAAAUAUUAUGAGAUCUUGAUGCUGUUAUAUCAAAUAACUUUCACUUUAGAUUUCAUAAUUAAUGUGCCUUAGAAAUCAAGUGAUAUUUUCGUUUUAUUUUGCAGAAAUUCUAAUUCUCCUUUCUAAAUGUCAGCUUUGUAACAGAAAAAAAUGUAUAAUAGUGUGCAUAACUUCCCUUUUAGGUUCUUACUUUAAGUUAUUUGUACACAUAGUUGAUAUUUUAGAAACAUUUCCCAUUGAUGAGCUGUUACAAAAUAGAGUGUAGCUAUAAUGGAAAUCAUUUUCCCACUUGAGUUCCUGAGUGGUAGCCUUAAUGCAAAUCAAAUAAUUGAGCCGUUGGAUGAAUUUAAUUGUAUUUAAGGGAAAAUUCCAGUGGUUUCUACUAUGGCUGUUCAUCGUGCACAUUAAAACUUAUUUUCUCAAACUAUUUUGGAAUUGGCAAUGCUGAUUUCAGAAAGAGCUAACACUGAUCCUUAUUUAUGUCUGCUUGAUAAAAGAUGCAGCUUUUUAUAUACUACCUUUAAAAAUUAUUGUUCUAAAAUCAUCUUGAUUGGUUUAAGAUUUUUUUUUUAAUAGUGAAUUUCACUCACAAGUUGUUUUUUGUUUUUGUUAUUUUUUCCCCUGCUUAAUUUGUGUUUGGGUUACUUGAUUACCAGAAAUAAAUUAAUGAAAAUUAA